This is a messenger RNA of Lycium ferocissimum, 2439 nucleotides long. RefSeq lists its product as uncharacterized. The record is from RefSeq and is a predicted model, not a curated record. The transcript has 2 exons. The coding region runs from base 651 to 1001 and encodes 116 amino acids. Lineage: Eukaryota; Viridiplantae; Streptophyta; Magnoliopsida; Solanales; Solanaceae.
AAUCAUUCUCUAAGUCCAAUAAGACUAUACACUAAUUACUAUGAGUAUUAUAAUAAAAUACUUAUUUCAUUUAUUAAUUCGGUACGCAAAGUCAAAAGUAAAUAAGUAAAAGUAAACGGAGUGAGUAGUAAAGAAGUGGUGAACUCCUAAUUAAUUGAGUAGCAAUUAUAGCGACCGUCUUUUUAAGCCAAUGAAACGCACAAUUAAACCACAUUUUUUUAUAGAAAAAAAAAAUACAUAAAAUUUGGAAAAUGAUUCCUAUAUCAGGGGACAAACUUCACAUAGUUUCAAAAGCAUGGUAGAAAAACCUACGUUGGUUCAAAAUUUAACUAUCUGAGGCUUCAAGGUUUUUAGAUUUCAAGAUUGUUAUCCUUCUCAAGGAAAAAAGAAGAAGAAAAGUUUCAGGGUUGUUACUCUUUGAGCCUCUGUGGUCUUGUGCACUACAUCGUGAUGGAACUGAAGAAAAGACACUGUCUUGUUUCUGUCACUGGGGCUGGAAGAAAACGGUGCAAGCAGAUGGAUCCACUUUGUAUGUGGGAGAUAUUACUGAUCAGGUCAUUGUGAAGACAGGCAUAAAGUACAAUGAUUUUGUGAAUGCAGUUUUUGGCCAAUAAGUCUUUGAUCCUUCAGAUAAGAUUUUGCAUUAUACAAUGAAGUCUGAUAAGUCCGAAUUGAUACCGCUGAGGGAUCAAGAAGGUGUCGAUGCGCUGUUACAAUUUAAUGAUAGUUCUGCUCAUGUUUAUGCAUCAAGUUUGGAGGAGGAGCCUAAUUCUGUACCGCCAUCAGACAGUGCGAAAGAAAUAGAACUUAUUGUUGUUUCUGAUUCAGAACCAGAUAUUACUCCUGAAGGUGAUGUUGAGAAUGAUUUGGGAAGACCUCUGAAGAAGGCACAGUUCCAGUCAGCUGAAGACAGUGAACCUCAGCAGAAAGAAGCUGUUGGUGAUGAUGGUCAAAAGCAUGCCAGUGUUACUAGGUCGUGCGGUAGUUACGUGGAAACAUAAAAUCAAAAUGGAGUCGGCGUUCCUGAAGGGGAGGCGCUGAACAACAAUUCCAAGAUUGGGACAGUUAAUGAACAGGCUUAUAGACAACCAUCAGGUGGCACAGAAGAAGUUGAAAAUAUAGUUUAUUCUGAUUCAGAAACAGAUACAACUCCUGAUAGUUAUUCUUCAGAGGAUGAUAUUCUUUAUCCUGAUUUCAGUGAUUUUGACAAGCAUAAAGCAAAAAAUUGCUUUGCAACUGAUCAGAUCUGGGCAUGCUAUGAUGAUGAUGAUAUGCCAAGAUGCUAUGCCCUCAUUAGGAAUGUAUCCUGUCAUGAAUUUAGGAUAAAGCUCAGAUGGCUGGAGCCUCGUCCAGAAUAUCCAAGGGAGAAGGCUUGGGUCAGGGGACUCUUGCCUGUUGCCUGUGGAAGAUUUAAAUGUGGGAGUAUUGACCAUACUUCGGAUCUCCAUAUAUUUUCUCAUCAAGUGCAGUACUUAAAGAGCAAGAGAUCAGGUCCAUAUAUGGUAUAUCCUAGGAAAGGUGAAACAUGGGCCCUCUUCAAAGAUUGGGAUAAUGGUUGGAGCUACAGUCCAAGCAAUCAUAGGGAAUACAAGUAUGAAGUUGUGGAGAUUCUUUCUGAUUAUGAAUAUGGUGUUAGUCUCCUAGUUGGUUACUUAGAUAAAAUUCCCGGAUUUGUUAGCCUUUUCGAGCUAACAAGGCUGACUGGUGUUGAUACAUUCUUUAUAAAGCCAAAAGAUUAUUACAGGUCUCUCAUCAAAUUCCCUCUUUCAAAAUGACUGGAACUGAAGGAGAGGGUGACCAGCAGGAUCGUUUGAACUUGAUUUUUAUGCUCUUCCGGUCAAUACAGAUGAUAUUUGGUACCCAGGGAAAGUUAAAGAAGAUAGCGAGACUUCAGAUUCUGAACCUCUAGAAAACGUUUUGCCUGCAGUUCCCCCUGGAACUAGAGAUAAGUCCAGUACACCUGAGAAUGCGUCGACAUCUCUGAAGUCUGGGAACUUGAAAGAUAUCCAUGUUACUGAUGGAGAUCCUUCUAUGCUUGUUGACUUGGAACUGAAAUUAUGGUUUUGAUGAGACUAAAAAAUGAAUUGGUUCUCCCGGAUUUAUAGAAACUUGGAACUGAAGUUUUUCUUUGUCAGUUGCUCCGUUAACACACUGAUGGCCUGCUGUCUCAUCAGUUUCUUGUUUGAUAGGGAGGGCAAUGCACUAACACACAUGAAUCUGGAGUUUUUGGAACUACCAGUUAUUUAUUAUGAUACCCCUCCCCGUUUUGUUAUGGGUUUAUACACCCAAGAUUAUCAAGUAACUUAAAAUAGCUAUUCCUUGUUACUGGUGGCUCUUCUCAUUUGGCACCUUGGGUUAUUUUGGUGAUGGACCAUAACUCAAUUUUGUCAGCUUGAAGGACUAUUAAUGUUCAAGAUAAUAUGAAUUAAGAAUUAAGUA